Cladophialophora immunda is the source of this 1468-nucleotide messenger RNA. RefSeq lists its product as uncharacterized. NCBI's taxonomy places the organism in Eukaryota, Fungi, Ascomycota, Eurotiomycetes, Chaetothyriales, Herpotrichiellaceae. The transcript has a single exon. The record is from RefSeq and is a predicted model, not a curated record. The coding region runs from base 1 to 1212 and encodes 403 amino acids.
AUGGCCGGGAACAGCCCUAGCAUACCGCUCAUCACAGCUGACGAUGGUUGUAGCCUGGCCGGCUUCCAGCUGCUUCUCGACCAUGACCGACCGAAACCAAAAGACAGUGCUCUCGAGUACAAUGCCGAAGCCAUGCAGGCCAGAUUGGAGUACGCUCGUGCUUUGAAGCUAAGACGCAACAUCACGCCAAGACAGCUUGCAUUUGCGAAGAAAUACAAGUCAGCUACUUCAAACGCCCUGCAAGCCAGCCAAGAUCUCCGGGCCACGGCGCGGACACUUGUAGAUGCAUACCAAGCAGUGUUUGAGCUCGACAAGUGGGCCGCUAAAAACGAAUUGGCAUUUGUGAUACCAUCAGCGCUUGCUGUGGACCUCGUGAGAAAUGCGCGCAAGCUGAAGCAGACCCAAUUCUAUUAUCGAUACGGAGAUUAUAUCAAGCAACAACUGAAAGCAGGCAAAGACGUUGUCACGGAAUCUCAGCAGAGUCAUACACUAGAUACGGAUGCUCAGCGAGCGUACUGGACCGAGGUUCAGGAGAAGAUUGUGGUGGAGGACUCACGCGAUGGCCCCACGCCUGUCACAACUGCACUCUUUCUGGUCGCGGAAACAAUGGGCAUUGAUUCAUGUUGCCUGAUCCGCGCCUGUAGAAUGUAUGUUGAGAGAGAUCCGCGAUUCCGUUCUGCACUGGAUGAGAUAUUUGCAAGCAGCGCCAUGGUCAAGAUUGCAUGCACUUUGUACAACGAUCUCAAAGACCUUGAGUCCCUUUUCCCUGCGGAGGACGACGAGGAUCCCCAGAGAGCCCGGGAUAUGAAAAUUCUCAAGGCUAUGAUCACAGCUUGGACAUACGCCUUCUUCACCUUCGAGGAGAGGCAGAAAGAUCAACCUGAAUCGUGGAGACCUACGGCGGAGGCCAAAAAGCUUUGGGAAGAGGCGAUCAACCGGCAGCACACAUUUGAGGCCCUUAGCAAGACACUCGAAAUGCAAAAGAAUAGCCUCGAAGAACAGCGCAGGUAUGUUCAGACAGCUUUGUACGAUAUCGGACUUGAGAAGAGAACAUCGCUGGAGCCGAACUCAGACGACGCCGAGGGUGGCACGAGACAAGAUCCCAAUUUCCACAGGCUGACGGCCAACCCGAAGAACAAGAAACUUAUAGAGCGGCUUUUGGUUGGGGCACGCGAAUCCUUGGAAGGUCGACUCAGAGCCCUCGAGGGGUGAGUUGCACUGAAGGAUGGAUGGAAAUGUCAACAAUGAGUGUGCCAAACAAGUCUUGCGAUGAGAGAUGGAAUGGAUUUCUUCUGCAGGCGCUUCAGACGCCUCAGACCACGACGAGCGGUUGACGAAUGUCUCGACUUUGUUUCUCCAUCAUUUUCGAAUCGACCUCUAUGGCUGUGUAUUCGGCCUGCCUCUAGAAACCCCUCCGAAAGGCAUUCCCGGCUGCUCGAAGGUGGUCUGUCAUUCGGUCGGAAAUUCG